Messenger RNA from Puccinia graminis f. sp. tritici CRL 75-36-700-3, 717 nucleotides. RefSeq lists its product as uncharacterized. The coding region runs from base 1 to 717 and encodes 238 amino acids. The transcript has 2 exons. NCBI's taxonomy places the organism in Eukaryota, Fungi, Basidiomycota, Pucciniomycetes, Pucciniales, Pucciniaceae. The record is from RefSeq and is a predicted model, not a curated record.
AUGAAGCUACUUAAGAGCAAAUGGACUUCGUACAACCAGAAGGCCAAUUAUUACAACACAACGUAUUUGCCAGAAAUCCUCGUUUCCACUCCCACUUUCGAAUCAAUCAAAUCCAUGGAUUUAUCUGACCAAUUCUGGAACAUGGGCGCCUUGACUCAUCCUGACGAACCCUGGGCAGUCAAUCCACAUGUCCAGAAAGGAAUUUCAGCAUACUUGACAGUCAGUCAUUGUCAAGAAGAGCUAUCUCCUGUUGCAAGGGAGGCCAGACAGGCCAUCAAAUGGGCCAUUUCACAAGAAUCACGCAUGGUAAAACUGUUAGACUUGUUACAAAGAGAAAAUCCGACUGAUUUUGAAUCUGAAUUGUGUGCCAAACAUAGCUGCUCAAGAUUGGUCCUCGACUCAAUCUAUGAUAACCUGGCCAAGAAAAACUGCCUGGUGUGGAUGGCUUGGAACUCUCACUGUCACGAGCUCCUCCGAUGGAGUAAAAAAUAUCUCAAUAUGGAAGACCCAGAUGACAGAAAUAUGGAACAGAGCUGGGAUCUAGUUAUAACUCAUUGCAAAUCAAUGUGGGAAAAACUGAUCAACCAAGAUUCAAUAAUCAUGGAGCUAGAAGAUCAUGAAGAAUAUGAAGAGGAGGAAAUGUUACAAGAAGAAGAAUUGCAGACCCAAGUUGAAAAUGAUGAAGAUAUUCUUGCAGGGGAAGAUGAGGAGGAUUAA